UGAAAAAAUCGAACGUUUCAUUGAUGACAAUAAAGCGCUAAUGCGGCGUAUGUAUGGCGACUUCGAAAUGGUACUUGAUAAUAAAGGGCCUCGACAGCAAACUAAAAAACGUAAAAGACGUUUUAUAGAUGAACCUGAUAUAUUUAUACCACCAGGAGCUUUUCCAGCAGUUAUACCAGAUGAUGAGACUCAUCCACAUGCCGAGGAAGCGGGUGAAAGUUAUUUUGGCAAAUUGCGAAAUAAACGACAGAGUUCCAAUCAAAAUCGGAACUCAAAUAAAAAUUCACAAAAUUUUGCACAAAAUGGACCUGGUAAUCCUGGUAGCACUGGUUCUUCAACUGGCAGACUUGAUGCUUGUGAAUCGAAAAUUGAAAUAGUGACACCAUAUUGGGCCUCGAACUCUGCGGGUAAAAUACGCGCAAUCGUGAAUACUCAGCACUUUGAACAAGCCAUCCAUCAAGAAAUAUGCUCAAAACCUCAAACUCCACGUUGUGAAAAUGAUUGCGGCUGUGAACAGAAAUACAAGUGGCAUCGUCUCUUGGCCUAUGAUCCUGACAACGAUUGUAAAGGCAUAUUUAUGGAUUGGUUUUUGUUCCCAUCUUGCUGCGUUUGUAGAUGCAAUCCUUAAAAUACGCCUAUAAAUGCGUUUGCAAGGAGGAAGUAACAGAAAUGAUAUGAAACCAACUUCAUUGCACCGAAAGUUGAUUUCGGUAACAAUUUAUAGACUUUAGUUUUAUCGAAAAGUUUGUUAAGUAUAAAUUGUUUACUAUAGAACAUAAUUCCAUGAUUCCUAGUAUAUUCUACCAAUAACGCCCUGUUCAAUAUACUUAAGUUAUGACUUAUUUUAAGAGAGUUAACAUCUGCCACAGACACUUCUCUAAGUGCCUCUGGGCAAAGGACAAUGAUUUAACUUUUAUGAACUAUUUUAGUUGUAGUUAUAAAAAAAAAUUAAAUUUAAUAAUAAAUAAAUAAAAUUCAUAUAUAUAACA
Teleopsis dalmanni is the source of this 989-nucleotide messenger RNA. RefSeq names its product protein spaetzle 3-like. The transcript is spliced from 3 exons. NCBI's taxonomy places the organism in Eukaryota, Metazoa, Arthropoda, Insecta, Diptera, Diopsidae. Gene Ontology annotation, biological process: innate immune response; central nervous system formation; regulation of Toll signaling pathway. Gene Ontology annotation, molecular function: Toll binding; growth factor activity. The annotation marks the transcript as partial. Gene Ontology annotation, cellular component: extracellular region. The record is from RefSeq and is a predicted model, not a curated record.